GGGGGGGUGGCGGCGGCGCAGGGCGGCGAGGUGGGUCGGCAGCCCUCCCGGAGGAGCCCGGCCCACCUCUCCCGUGCAGACACCCCCUCCUCCCCGCCCCGAAAGAGGAACUCCCCGCCCGGCCGCGGCGGAGGGAGAAGCGGCGGCGGCGGCGGCAGCGGCAGCGCGCCCGGCCCCUCCGCGCAGCAUGGCGCAGCAGCAGCGCCCGCCGCCCGCCGCCGCCUGAGGCGCCCCGCGGCGCCGAGCCGAGCCCGCGCCCAUGGCGGCGCCGCCGCCCGCCCUCAGCUGGGCGCUGUCCCUGCUGGCGGCGCUGGCGGGCGCCGGCGGCCCCCAGAGCUUCGAGCUGCCGGGGGCCCCCAUCGACAACAUCGAGGUGAGCGGCGGCGGCGUGCUGGUGGCGGGCGGCAGCUGCCUCUACGAGCUGCGGCCCGGGCUGCGGCCCCACCGCCGUGUGGUGCCGGCGGCGGCGGGGCAGGGCUGCGGGGAGCCCCCCGGUAUGCGCAGCAACCUGCUGCUGGCCUACGAGGAGGCCGGAGGAGCGGGCGUCCUGCUGGCCGGCUGGACCCAGAAGGACGGCACCUGCCAGGUGUGGGAGCAGCCGGCCUACCGGCAGCGCUUGAACCGCAGCGAGGUGGUCAGCUGCCUGCCCGACGGCUCCACCGCCGGCGUCGUCUUCCAGCUGGCCGGUGCCUGGUACCUGGCCGUGGCGGCCACCUACUCGUUCGGCACCUACGGGACCCGUCAGGGGUGCGAGCCCUCCCAGUCGGAUGAGGCGACUGUCAUCACGGUGCGCAGCAUGGAAAACCUGCAGUCCAAGGAGGAGCUGGGCAUCAUCAAGCGCAAGGAAGAACCUUUGCACUUUGUUGAUGCACUCCACUGGGGAGAUCACCUCUUCUUUCCCUACUACACAUUGAAGGUCAGGUCGGGCAAUGGCAGGGAGCUACCAAGUGUGGCUGUCCUGCACCAGCUGCGCCCCUCAGAGAGUGGCCUUACUUUGAAAGGGCAUGUGUAUUUGGACUGCGGGUGCAGAAGCCUCAUUGUUUCCUCCAGCCUUGUCCGCCAGGGUGAGCAGGGCUGGUGGGUUGGUGUUUUCCGCCACAGCCCCGUCGCCAAGGCCUGGAACGCCACCGCUGUCUGCAUCUUCAAGAUGGAGGAGAUGAAGGACCGAGCCUGUGCGUUCACACACUUCGUCAUGAACGGGAUGGGCUGUGAGGCACAGUCAAUCAAGAAAUUACCAACCUUGAUUCAUUCUGGAUUAGUGGCUGUUUAUGGCACAGUUGUUUUGAAUCAGAUAGUUCUCUUUUUGGGAACAGAUGACGGACAGUUACUGAAGGCUGUUCUUAAUGAGGCUAUGGAAUCUAAUUGCCCAGAGGUUUUAUACGAAAUUAAGGAAGAAACCUCCAUUUUCCCCAAACUUCGACUUGAUCCAGAGGAUAAUAACUACAUCUACCUGUCCUCUGCCAAUAAGGUGAGAAGAAUACCGGUUGCAAAUUGCGGUAGAUAUGUUUCCGAGCAAGAAUGCUUAUCUGCAAAGGAUCCCUACUGUGGGUGGUGUUCUUUGAAUCAAAGGUGCACAUUAAAAGAAAAUUGUACACGUUCAAACAGCAUAAAGGGUUGGUAUAACAUUUCACAUGCACCUGACAAAGAUCUGAAAAUCCAGCUAAGAUUCCUUGCCAAAAAUCAGGGUGUCGUGGCUGCAAACAUAAGCAAAAUCCUUACUGCCUGUACAAUAAAAAUUGUAAAACCUGGUGAAAUAUUUUAUGAAAACGUAGUGCUGGAAAACUCAUCCUGUUUCUUCAAUCUAACCACUCCAGUGAUAAGUGAUAAUGAUUGUCUAGUUCUCGAAGCAUCACUGUCCUCAAGCUCUUGGAACAUCACAAAGACAUUUCAGGUGAAAAACUGCUCACAAUGUAUACGCGAGGGUGAGUGUGCCAGCUGUAACAGGACGCAUGUCUCUCCUGCCACCACCUGCCAGGAGAGUUGUACUGCAACUGCUUCCAAGGGGAUCGCCACCGCGCAGGAAACAGAGCAUAUCAGCAUUCAUUCCAUUGAACCUUUGUGGAUUUCUACGCUAGGCAAAAGUGAAAUAACAGUCAAAGGAGAAAAUUUUACACGUGCAUCAGGCAUAAAACUCAUACUGACUGGAAUCACUGGCUGUAAACCAGACAUCAUUAAAGUUAGAAAUGUGCUAAAUGAUACACAAAUGACAUUUGCCCUCCCACCAACACGUAAAGAGGCCAAAAGUAUAUGUAUACAGGCUAAUGGGAAAAAAUGUUCACCACCAAUGACGCUACAUUAUGUUUCACUGCCAUCAUGUUUUGGAAUCACACCAAAUACCUCCUGGAUCAGUGGUGGUCGCAAAAUUACUACGAUUGGUAGAAAUUUUAAUGUGGUGGACAGCGUGAUUAUUUCAGAUGACCAGAGAUCAAACCUCACUGUCUCUAGGUGUCCUGGAAAUGAAUCUGAGUAUCAUUACUUAACGCCAAGCCUGAGCCAUGCAACAGAGGGUAAAGUUGUUGAUAUGAUGUUAAAAGUGGAAACUGCCUUUAUACCAUGUGUCAAAUUACACUAUCACCCUGACCCAGUGUUCAUUAACUACCAGCUGCACACUGAGCUGGAUCCUGAUCUGGAAUUAAAAAUAUAUAAAGAAAAUGACAACUUGAAUAUUUCUAAAACUGAGGUAGAGGUUUAUCUGUCAUACAUGAAUGGUACACAGACCAAAAAGAUAUGGUUCAGCAUCCAAAAUAUUACCACAAAACCAGACCGUAGCACCAUACUGUGCAAAUUCAAAAGGGAAGGAACAGACAAGAUCGAUUUUUCCACAGUGAAAGUUUUUGUCAAAUUAGGAAAUUUUGAGCAUGAAGUUAAACCAACAUCAUCAUACAUAUAUUUAUAUGUCCUUAUUUUGCUACCUAUUGUAGUGGGUGUCAUUAUAGUGGCAUUCAUAGUUACUAGAUACAAAUCCAAAGAGUUAACUCGUAAACAGAGUCAGCAGCUUGAACUGCUGGAAUAUGAGAUUCGGAAGGAAAUACGUGAGGGAUUUGCCGAACUGCAGAUGGAUGAAUUAGACGUGGUGGAUAGUUUUGGAACCGUUCCCUUCCUUGACUACAAACACUUUGCUCUUAGGACUUUCUUUCCAGAGUCAGGAGACGUUGCAUCCAUCUUCAGUGAAGACAUGCCACAGAGCAGAGACCAAACGAGCAAGGAUGAAAGCUUCAACAUGUUGCAUGCUUUAAUUUGUAACAAGAACUUUCUUGUUACUCUCAUUCACACCCUUGAAAAGCAGAAAAAUUUCUCUGUGAAAGACAGGUGCUUGUUUGCGUCCUUCUUGACUAUUGCACUACAGACUAAGCUAGUUUACCUAACCCAUAUUUUGGAAGUGUUGACAAAGGACCUGAUGGAGCAGUCAAGCAAUGUACAGCCUAAGCUCCUGCUCAGACGAACCGAAUCUGUGGUAGAAAAAUUGCUGACAAACUGGAUGUCUGUCUGCCUUUCUGGAUUUCUCCGGGAGACAAUUGGUGAACCUUUCUAUUUGCUAGUAACAACCCUCAAUCAGAGGAUAAACAAAGGACCUGUUGAUGCGAUAACUUGCAAAGCCCUGUACACGCUUAACGAAGACUGGCUGCUGUGGCAAGUGUCUGAAUUCAAAACAGUGACAGUGAACAUCAUCUUUGAAAAAAUCCCAGAAAAUGAGAGUGGAGAUGCCUGUCAGACUAUCCAAGUUAAUGUUCUGGACUGUGACACCAUAGGCCAAGCCAAGGAGAAGAGCCUUCAGGCUUUCCUUAAUAAGAAUGGUUUUCUCUACGGUCUUCAGCUGGAUGAAAUUGGUCUUGAACUUGUAUCUGAGGAGCAGCAAAGAGAACUGUUAGAUAUUGAUGGCUCCUCAGAAGUGAUGGAGGAUGGGAUAAGGAAGCUAAAUACCAUCGGCCAUUAUGAGAUUUCAAAUGGAGCAACCAUAAAAGUCUUUAAAAAGAAGGCAAACACCCGAUCAGGUGUGGACUACUCAGAUGAACACUGUCAUUUGAUUUUACCAGACUCUGAAGCAAACAAAGAUGUGAAAGGAGCGGGUCAUAAAGGAAAGCAAAAAUUCAAAGUGAAAGAAAUGUAUCUGACAAAGCUUCUGUCAACCAAGGUUGCAAUUCAUUCAGUUGUUGAAAAGCUCUUCAGGAGCAUUUGGACUUUACCCAACAAUAAGGCACCUGUUGCCAUCAAGUACUUUUUUGACUUUCUGGAUGCCCAGGCUGAGAGCAAAAAAAUUACUGACCCUGACGUGGUCCAUAUCUGGAAAACCAACAGUCUUCCUCUUCGCUUCUGGGUGAACAUACUGAAGAAUCCCCAGUUUGUCUUUGAUAUUAAGAAGACUUCACAUAUAGAUGGCUGUUUGUCUGUGAUUGCACAAGCCUUCAUGGAUGCCUUUUCUCUAGCAGAACAGACACUGGGGAAGGAAGCACCAACAAACAAACUUCUCUACGCUAAGGACAUUCCACUCUACAAGAAGGAGGUGAAAGCGUACUAUAAAGCCAUCAGGGAUCUGCCUCCAUUGACCACUUUAGAGGUUGAAGAAUUUCUAACUCAGGAAUCUAAGAAACAUGAAAAUGAAUUUAAUGAGAAAGUGGCCUUGAUGGAAAUCUGCAAAUACAUAGUGAAAUAUUACGAUGAGAUUGUCAGCAAACUCGAGAGAGAACGGGGGUUUGAAGAAGUCCAGAAACAGCUCCAGCAAGUAAAAGCCUUAUUUGUUGAAAAGAAAAAAUGCAAAUGGAUUUGAGCAGAGCACUGACUCACAGCGUCAACUGUGGGGGAUUUUAAAUAAGCGCUACUGCUCCCAAAACUGUUUUGACUGACUCUAUGUACAGGGUUUGAAACAUUUGGACACUCUUCUCCACUCUGACCAUUCAAAGUAAUAUCCACGUUUGGAAAUGAAGUAUGGGCGGGGGUAGAUACUCAAACGUGGGCACGUGAAAGCGGAAGUCGGUCUAGCACUGGCAGCGCCAGCAGUUUUGGGUACUUCAACACAUGUACCUUUUGGUUCAAAAAUACUGCCUAAAUAAGCUUUCCGCUUACUGAAAACAAGCUUGCAGGAGAUGCGCAAAACACACUGCAAGCUCAGAGUUGCCCAUGUGACCUUGUAAGUUGCUUACCUCUUUUUUUUCUAAGAGAGAAAGCUGAUGUUUGGCCACAUCCUUUCAGCAGCCUUGGCAAACUGUGAGAUUGAGCUCCAGCUUCAGAAUACGGGUCAGCUGCAGUUUCCUUCCUUCCAGACAAAUGUACGCUGGUUCCUGUUUGAAAAAAGAAAAAAAAAAAAAAAAACAACCAACCAAACCAGCACCAAAGUGACACUUAGUACAAGUGUGUUCAGCAGAAAAAGCAGGUCUGUGGUUUGCAGUCCAAAUGCCACGUGGCAGGACUCCUUCUCCUUAGGUUAGAAAUUCCACAUGCAAAGCAAAGGCAACCGCUGAGCAGGGCGGGGAGGCUUUUGGAGAAAGGCGCUAGACCGGCAUCAGUCUGUGUUUACAUUUCUACCUUUCCAUCCUUAAAUAAGCUGUGAAACACUUGUGAGCAGCUUCACGUGUGAAACGUCCGUGCAGCGGCAUGGCGUCAGAACACUGUUGUCAUCUGAUGAAGCAGCUGACGAUGGCUGCAGUUUGGUGCACAAACCUGUACUCGGGUGCGUGAUCGGCCCACGGAUCAGUGCUGAGAGGCCGGGCCAGUCUUGCCGUCCAUGUACAAAGGCCUCACAAACCUAAAGCCAGCAUAUCUUUUUUUUUCAGGUCGUCCACAUAAAGGCUUUGUCAAAAGAGGGUUAGUUUAAUAACAGGUAAGAACAGGAGGGCUGGUGUAAUUUGUGAGUCUCUGUGAGAAACUGAUACAAACAUGACAGGGUUGCGGGGGUGGGGGUAACUGCCUUAGUCCUGCUGGGGGGCGUUUUUUGAGGCGCGUGCAUUUUCAAAGAGGGGGUCCAUGACAUUUGCAUUGGUGGCUAAAGUUAGCCCAGCUCUAAAGCAGGUGCGUGGCCAUGCUGCUGAGACGAGACUGGUGCAGUGGCUACCUUGCAGAGCCACAGAGGAGCAGCUGUGGCUCUGGCUCUGCUACCGCACCAGCAGAGCCAUCCCCUCCCCUGCGGCGCUGACAUCUUUUGUUGCCGUGGUCUCUGCUUCAGUCCCGUGGAAGUACUUAGGCUGCAGCCUGCCCUUAGCUUUGAGGUAAGCCGCUGAUGAGCCAGAGAUACAGUUCCACACAUUUCCGGAGGGUCCCACCACUGGAGGCGAGUGGCGUAGUGCAGUGGCCCACAGGAGCGGGAAGAGCUGUCCCCUGCCUUGGCAGUGGCGGGGGUGCCGCAGGCUCUGACGGCCCAAGUUCAGUAUUGAAAGCUUAUGCUGGGGCUGUGACCAGCCAGAGGUGCCUACGCAGGGCUCCCACGCAAAAUGUAUAUGAAAGAGUGUGUGGCUGCAUCCGUGUGCCCCGCUGCUUUGGCGGAGCCCAGAGGCUGCAGCACACCCGUACUAAAGGUGGCUGGUUUGGUUGUGGUGGCUACCAGAAGCUGGUACCAGGCGCAAGCCCACAGCAGGUGGGCUGCCAGCAGCGGCAACCGCUAAGCACGCUUUGGCAGAAGCAAGGCUGCCUGUUAAGGUGGGCAAAAGCAAACACAAAACCACGUUGCCUACUGGUCUGCCCCCUCCCUCCCGUGUGAUUGCACAAAUUGUACCUCUUGCAUAUCAUGAGGGCAGCCACCAACCCAUACUGUGAUGGUGUGGUUUUUUUUUAUUUUCUUUUUUUUUUUUAAUUCAACUCUUACACUUGCAAUUAAGUUUACACUUUCUAUUUGAUGGAAUGUAUGGUUUUGUUCAGGAACCUGCACUACAAUGUUGCAGUACUUUCAGCAGUUCUCGUCUCUGCCUGGCACAAUAUAUUGUGGUAAAUUUGAUUUUACCUGGGGGGGGGCGGACCCAACCCUACCUUGCCCUCUGUCCUAAAGGAGUGGACUGUGGCUUGAGUAGCACUUAAGCUUAGAAUACCUGUACUUAAGGGCUUGAUUUUUAAUCAUUCUUAACCUGAUCUUUUAAAGCAGCAUCAAAUAAAUAAUAAUAAUAAAAAAGCACAGUAAUUAAUAUUAAAGGAGGGACGUGAGCCGAUUACUUUUUCCAGUUAGACAGCUGUCUCAGCAGUUCUGUUCCACUUCAGGUGUUUGCUGGCAGUGCAUUUGAAUGAACUGCAAUUGUUUGUCCAACAGUAACCUUCUGUACAGGCAGAAACAAACCCCCCCCCAACAUUUCUGCUUGAAAAGCUGUAAAAUAUAAUUUGUUUGCGUGGGUCUGAUCCUGUGAACUUCACUAUAUGUGUUUAUAUGAUGAGGAAAAGAAAAAUCAGUCCUAUUCUGUAUUUGUACUACUGCUUGUUUGCUACAAUAGCUUUAAUGAGUUCUAGAGAUUAAGUAUGUGUUGAAUCAGGCCCUGUAGCUUUAGCCUACAGCCUGGAAUAGGAUUAUUGCCUUUUAUUCAAGCCUCCUAAACAGCGUCACUCUGUUAGUAAACCAUUUAAAGUCAUGCUGGGACUUUGUAACCCAUCAAGUGGAUCUCACGAAGUGAUGUGAAGUAUAAUUAAGUGAUUGUGGCUCUUUUGGUAGGUUUGGGUCAGCACACAAAACAUUGGCACACCUUCCGCAAGUCGCUGUUACUGUUACAGGGACAAAAAGAAUCACCUCUGACUAAAGCUGUAUUACGGCAACCCAAAAAUUCUAGUUGCAUUCUCCGAAGUGAAAGCAAACUUCUCUUUAACUUAUUUUUCACAUGUUUACAGACAAACCGCUAUGGCAAACAGCAUAUUUUCUAACACUAGCUUAGAGAGCAUUAUUUUGCAGUCAUCUAGUUCAAAGUCAACUCUUACUAAUGUGCAAAGUAAUUCCUGUUGUACAGAAGUUAACCUGUUGUUUAAAAUGAAAAAAAAGGUUUAAAAAAAAGUGCAAAUGGCAAAUACGUGUUGGUGUUCGUAUGGGUUUAUCUAGAAUAAAAUGCAUUUGGAGGUUA
Molecule: messenger RNA, 8021 nt
Organism: Phalacrocorax carbo (great cormorant)
Lineage: Eukaryota; Metazoa; Chordata; Aves; Suliformes; Phalacrocoracidae
Source: RefSeq, a predicted model, not a curated record